UUCGGUAGACUCUUGUAGAAGAUGAACCAAUGUCGGCUGAGGAGCCUUGUGCGGGUCAGAAGGAGCCUGGCGCUGGGUCUGCGAGCAACUGACCACCACAUCCUCGCCCGUCAGGCCCUCCGCACCAUUCAAACGACCGCACAGGGGCGUGGUGUCCACGAUCUGGACUCCUUCGCCAAUGGAUGCAGUGCCGCCUACAUCGAAGGUCUCUAUAACAAGUGGAAGCGCAAUCCCAAGUCCGUGGAUGAGUCCUGGAACGAGCUCUUCAGUGGCGAUGAUCGGACCACCGCCAAGAGACGUCCUCUUCCGGCAUCGCACUUCCGGAAGUACAGACGUCCUCCGGUUGAAAGGACAGCGAUGAAGGCUCGUUCGGGCGCGAGGACGGCUUCUGGCGGUGCAUCUGCAGCUCCAGCCGCGCCUCCCAGCGACUGGAAGAACAUUGAUGACCACCACGUGAUCCAGGCCAUCAUCCGGGCCUAUCAAUCGCGCGGUCAUUUGGCCGCCGAUCUGGAUCCCUUGGGUAUUGUUGGUCCUAAAAAGCUUAAGUCGGUGGAUGGAACCCAUCGACAUGCUGCCAGGGAGGUGCUCCGACAGCACUACUCCUACAUAUUUAAUGAUCUCAAUACCAUGUUCAAGUUGCCCUCAUCCACAAUGAUAGGCGGUGAUCAGGAGUUCCUCACACUGAAAGAGAUCCUGGAUCGCUUGGAGCGCAUCUACUGCGGCCACAUCGGAGUGGAGUACAUGCAGAUCACGUCGUUGACGAAGACCAACUGGAUACGCGACCGUUUCGAGAAGCCUGGUGGACUGGACUUGACCAAGGAGGAAAAGAAGCUCAUCCUUGAGCGUCUCACUCGCUCGACUGGAUUCGAAAACUUCCUGGCGAAGAAGUUUUCGUCGGAGAAGCGUUUCGGACUGGAGGGCUGCGACAUCAUGAUACCCUGCAUAAAGGAGGUGGUGGAUCGGGCUACAAAGCAGGGCGUGGAGUCAAUUUUAAUUGGAAUGGCACAUCGAGGACGCCUGAAUGUCCUGGCCAACAUCUGCCGCAAGCCCAUUGCAGACAUCCUGUCCCAGUUCCACGGCUUGAAGGCCACCGACUCCGGAUCCGGGGACGUUAAGUACCAUCUGGGGGUGUUUCAAGAGCGGCUCAACCGACAGACAAAUCGUAUGGUGCGCAUCACCGUGGUGGCGAAUCCCUCUCACUUGGAGCACGUCAACCCGGUGCUCCUAGGUAAAGCCCGGGCGGAGAUGUUCCAGCGCGGAGACACGUGUGGCAGCAAGGUGAUGCCCAUCAUCAUCCAUGGAGAUGCCUCCUUCUCCGGGCAGGGCGUGGUCUACGAAUCGAUGCACCUAUCCGACCUGCCCAGCUACACCACCUACGGCACCAUUCACAUCGUCUCCAACAACCAGGUGGGCUUCACGACAGAUCCGCGUUUCUCCCGCUCCUCGCGCUAUUGCACGGACGUUGCCAAGGUGGUGAAUGCUCCGAUUCUGCACGUGAACGCCGACGAUCCGGAGGCGUGCAUCCAGUGCGCUCGCAUUGUCACCGACUACCGGACACGGUUCAGGAAGGACGUGGUCAUAGACAUAGUUGGCUACCGCCGCAACGGGCACAACGAGGCGGAUGAACCCAUGUUCACCCAGCCGCUGAUGUACCAGCGCAUCCGGAAACUGAAGCCAUGCCUCCAGCUUUACGCGGAAAAGUUGAUCAAGGAGGGCGUCGUCACGGACAGCGAGUUCAAGGCAAUGGUGUCCAACUACGAAAAGAUCUGCGAGGACGCUUGGACCAAGUCCAAGGCCGUCAAGAGCAUAAAGUACUCCUCCUGGAUCGACUCUCCCUGGCCAGGAUUCUUUGAGGGUCGCGAUCGACUGAAACUAUGCCCCACUGGCGUCAGCACGGACACCCUGAAAACGAUUGGGGAAAUGUUCUCGACUCCUCCGCCGUCGGAGCACAAGUUUGAGGCGCACAAGGGCAUCCUCCGCAUACUCGCUCAGCGCACGCAGAUGGUGCAGGAUAAAGUGGCGGACUGGUCGCUGGGCGAGGCCUUCGCCUUUGGCUCGCUCCUUAAGGAGGGCAUCCAUGUGCGACUAUCCGGCCAGGAUGUGGAGCGCGGCACCUUUUCGCACCGGCACCACGUCCUGCACCACCAGAAGGAGGACAAGGUGGUGUACAACUCACUGGAUCACCUCUAUCCCGACCAGGCGCCCUACUCCGUUUGCAACAGCUCCCUCUCGGAGUGUGCGGUCCUCGGCUUCGAGCACGGCUACUCCAUGGCCAGUCCCCAUGCAUUGGUCAUUUGGGAGGGCCAGUUUGGGGACUUCUGCAACACGGCGCAGUGCAUCAUCGACACGUUCAUAGCCAGCGGCGAGACCAAGUGGGUGCGCCAGUCCGGAGUCGUCAUGUUGCUGCCACACAGCAUGGAGGGCAUGGGCCCGGAGCACUCUUCCGGGCGGAUGGAGCGCUUCCUGCAGAUGAGCGACGACGAUCCGGACGUGUAUCCAGACACCUGCGACGCCGACUUUGUGGCUCGCCAGCUGAUGAGCGUCAACUGGAUUGUGACGAACCUCUCCACACCCGCGAAUCUUUUCCACUGCCUGCGCCGGCAGGUGAAUAUGGGCUUCCGAAAGCCGCUGAUAAACUUCUCGCCCAAGUCACUGCUCCGCCAUCCGCUGGCGCGAAGUCCCUUCAAGGAUUUCAAUGAGUGCAGCUCCUUCCAGCGCCUCAUCCCCGACAAGGGACCCGCCGGCAAGAAGCCCGAGGGCGUCAAGAAGCUGGUCUUCUGCUCGGGAAAGGUCUACUACGAUCUCUUCAAGGAGCGCGACGAUCACCAGCAGGUGGAGACGGUGGCCCUGGUGCGGGUGGAACAGCUCUGCCCCUUCCCCUACGACCUGAUCAGCCAGCAGCUGGAGCUGUAUCCGAAGGCGGAGUUGCUGUGGGCCCAGGAGGAGCACAAGAACAAUGGCGGCUGGUUCUACGUGCAGCCACGUUUCGACACGGCGCUCCUCAAGAACGAAAACGAAUCCCGCUGCAUCUCCUACCGCGGACGACCGCCCAGCUCCUCGCCAGCGACGGGCAACAAGGUGCAGCACUACUCCGAGUACAAAGCUCUGAUCAAGAGCGUCUUUGGAGAGCUGACCCCGGAGAACAAGAAGCGUCUCGAGGAGCAGAUCAAGAAGCAGCAAGCCAAGGCCAAGGCGGACGCCCAAUCGAAACCCAGCACUAAGCCACCAUCCACUCCACCGAAGGGCGGCUCUACGCCACCACCAGGUAAGGGCGGAUCCGGAGGAAAAAAGAGAUCCGACUCGUCUCCAUCUGCGACUAUAGCUCCUACAGGUCCACAACCCCGUAAGCCAUUGAUUAGUAUGCCAAGUAGACCUCCGAGGGGGGGUAAGCAGAGAUCCGGUUCGGCUCCAGCUCCUGAUCUGGUUGAUGAAGCUUCAGCUGCUCGAAAUACGGAACCAGAUUCUCCUGCACACGAUGGCGCGUCACCGUCAGCUUGGAAGAGGUCGGGCUCGGCUCCGGCACCGAGCUUAGCUCCCAGGGCAUCAGCCCCUCGGAGUCCAUCGAAGGCACAGACUUAUAGGAACCCACCAUCACCUGCUCACGACGGAGCUGCGCCAUCCACCAGGCAAGAUUCCUCAGAGUUUAUAAAACGCAGACCAGCAAAAGAUUCCGGCAGUAGAAGUAGAACCCAAAAAAAUCCCGAGGAGUCGGAGCUGGACCCAACAAGACCAGAGCACUAGUCUAGAUCCAUUGCAUUAACCUUAGUAAGUCCACCAAUAAAGACAGGUAGCAGAUACAGAAAGAAUAUAAAUAUAAAA
This is a messenger RNA of Drosophila yakuba, 3819 nucleotides long. RefSeq names its product 2-oxoglutarate dehydrogenase, mitochondrial. The coding region runs from base 22 to 3741 and encodes 1239 amino acids. The record is from RefSeq and is a predicted model, not a curated record. Lineage: Eukaryota; Metazoa; Arthropoda; Insecta; Diptera; Drosophilidae. The transcript is spliced from 8 exons. Gene Ontology annotation, biological process: tricarboxylic acid cycle. Gene Ontology annotation, cellular component: oxoglutarate dehydrogenase complex; mitochondrion. Gene Ontology annotation, molecular function: thiamine pyrophosphate binding; oxoglutarate dehydrogenase (succinyl-transferring) activity.